Gymnodraco acuticeps is the source of this 4737-nucleotide messenger RNA. It is a transcript of the gene plekha7b, whose product is annotated as pleckstrin homology domain containing, family A member 7b. Gene Ontology annotation, molecular function: protein binding. NCBI's taxonomy places the organism in Eukaryota, Metazoa, Chordata, Actinopteri, Perciformes, Bathydraconidae. The record is from RefSeq and is a predicted model, not a curated record. The transcript has 28 exons. The coding region runs from base 31 to 4098 and encodes 1355 amino acids.
GGGGACUAGGCGAGCCGGAGAGGAGAGAUCAUGGCGGCACCGCCUGGACGGGACACCCUACCUGACCACUGGUCCUAUGGAGUUUGUAGAGACGGCCGAGUCUUCUUUAUUAAGUGUCUUUCUUGCAGUGAUAAAAGUCACAGUACUACUUGGCUACAUCCACGCACUGGUGAACCUGUUAACUCUGGGCACAUGAUACGGUCAGAUUUGCCAAGAGGAUGGGAAGAGGGCUUCACGGACGAAGGAGCUAGCUACUUCAUCAACCACAACCUGAGGGCUACAUCAUUUCGGCACCCUGUCACAGGACAGAUAUCCCCUGAAAACACAGAAUACACACUUCAAGACAGGAUAGAAGCCCGUAUGUCCAAGUCAGCGGCCAAUCAGAGAUCCCCGGGCAUGGUCACAGACGCCUCCAAGGCUGUGACCCCAGCAGCAGUGGAGGCCAGCUCAGUGUCAAAGGGCUCCAGAGGAUUGGGAAAAGUACACAGUUUUGGCAAGAGGGAUCAUGCUAUCAAAAGAAAUCUCAACAUCCCAGUGGUGGUGAGAGGCUGGCUCUAUAAACAGGACAGCUCUGGAAUGCGACUGUGGAAAAGGAAGUGGUUUGUUUUGUCAGACUACUGCUUGUUCUACUACAAAGACAGCCGAGAGGAGACUGUGCUCGGUAGCAUCCCUCUGCCCAGUUAUGUCAUUGCACCAGUUGAAGCUGAUGAUCACAUAAACCGAAAAUACGCGUUCAAGGCGAGCCAUACAGGAAUGCGCUCCUACAUUUACAAUAAGAACUCUGUGAUUGGCUCACAGGCAGAACACUGCGGGAUGCGGACAUAUUUCUUCAGUGCGGACACACAGGAGGACAUGAAUGGCUGGAUACGGGCCAUGAACCAGGCUGCGCUGAUGCAGCAGAGUCACACUGUAAAGAGAGAGUUGGAGAAUCCAAAGAAGGCUGUGCAGCAGGCUGUCCCACAGACCAACCACGUUCACAUCAACCAGAAAUCAUCUCAGUCAGAGUGCCGUCGCAGGACAGAACCGGACAUUGGGAUCCACCUGGCUCAUGGAGACGAGGUGAGGUAUGGAUUACAGAUUCAAGGCAGGCCCAGCCAGUUGGUCGCAGAGGAAAGAGCAGAGAGACUCUCUCCAGACUCUGACGAUGGUGCCGCCCACAAGAACGGACAGCAAACUGUAAUCGAAGUGACUCUGCCACCAGAACAGAAUGGAAAUAUUGUCUAUCAGAGGGGAUUUGUGUCACGCGGAGACCCUGGGAAACAUGUGCAGAGAAAGAAUACGCUGGCUCAGGUGCAGCAGUGGGUUAAAGUUCACAAAGGGGACCCAACAAAGAGUGCUCCCUCUGCUGAAUACCAACUCCCUCGGCGGACUCCUCCAUUAAAGCCCAAAGCCAGCACAGUGGAUGCCUCCCAUCAGUCGUUGCCAAAGUCUCCCCGUCUCCCGUCAGGCAGCAACUCUCCUCCAGCAACAUGCAACCUGCCCAGCGACUAUAAGUACGCCCAUGACCGGCUUAGCCACUUCCGCAUGUCCACCGAUGAGCGCACGGCCACUAAGGAGGGGAUGGUGUGGCAGCUGUACGAGUGGCAGCAGCGGCAGCAGUUCCGUCAUGGCAGCCCCACGGCCCCUAUCUACACCGGCCCCAACUUUACAGACUCUUCAUCUUUCAGAGUUACGGUGGAGAUGCCACGUUCCCUCUCUGUCCCACCAUCCCCUUGUGAAGUCCCACCGUCAAUCCCCUCCUUCAAACCCCUGUCCCCUCGCAGGCCACACACUCCUUCAGACAGACGUACAGUCAGGCCCCUGGACGAAGUGGCCCCCGGGGACAGCACAGGAUCCAGCUCCCCCGGCCAUAUCUGUCUUUCUCAGACUUCCCGAAUAGAGAGAAGGUCCAUGCCAGGCAUGGGCUACAUCACGCACACUGUCAGUGCACCCAGCUUACAUGGCAAAACGCCAGAGGAGCUGACUCUGCUCCUCAUUCAGCUUCGGAGGCACCAGGCCAAGAUGGCUAGUGUGCAUAGCCCCAGCGAUGCAUUCGCUCACCUGCAGCACCACCACAACGGCCUUCUAGGCCCCAGCAUGCAGGCUGAUGAUACUUACAUUCAACUGAAGAAGGACCUGGAGUAUCUAGAUCUGAAGGUGGGCCCCAACAAAGUUACUGGACGUGAGAGUUUUAAAACAGAAAGACCAUCAAGGCCUGUGAAAAUAGCAGAAAGUGAUGCUGAUGUAAAAUUAAGUCGACUGUGUGAACAAGACAAGAUUCUCCAGGAGCUCGAGGCCAGGAUACGCACUUUGAAGGAUGACAAGGACAAGUUGGAGUCUGUGCUGGAUGUUUCCCACCAGCAGAUGGAGCAGUACAGAGAUCAGCCGGCACACGCUGAGAAGAUUGCCUAUCAGCAGAAAUUACUACAAGAGGAUGUUGUUCACAUCAGGGCUGAAAUAUCUCAAGUCUCCACAGAGAUGGAGAACGCGUGGAAUGAGUACAGCCGGCUAGAGAGGGACGUGGACUGGCUGCAGUCGGCGCUGCAGGGACAGAUGAGCCGCAGCGACCUCUUUCAGGUCUGUGGCUCACUGAUCUCUGUCGUUCCUUCUCAUGGAUGGCAAGAGAAAGUCCAGAUCAGGAAAGAGCUGUGGAGGAUUGAGGAUGUUAUCGCAGGUCUCAGCACCAGUAAAGCCAACUACAAAGUCACUAUCUCCUCUGUUACCAACCCAGAGAGGAAGUUUGUGCCUUCAGUGUCAGCGUCAUCAGUGCCUUCUGUGUCUGGGAGCCCGUCUGCUAUGGAGAUGCGGUUGUCCCAGCAGCCACAGCACAGCCCCCGCCUCAGCCCCAGCACCCCCACCCCCACCCUGUCCUCCAGCCCCAGCCAGCAACACUGGGUGGACGCAACCAUCACCAGUGGGCUGAAAUGGGGUGAGGAUGAUGUGCCUCCAAGACCUCCUCUACCUCAGCUCUAUAGUCCUGAUGAGCAUCCCCCUGCUGUGCCCCCGUUGCCCCGGGAGACAACAGUCAUACGGCAUACUUCUGUACGCGGCCUCAAACGACAGUCAGAUGAACGCAAAAGGGACAGAGAGAUUGGCCAGUUCACUAAUGGAGACGGCAAGGUGGAACUAAGACCUUUCCUGAGCGAUCCAGAGCUUAUGGGAGCUGGAGACGGCUCAAGCCACAUCAGUGUAGCAGCAUCAGGACAUGAGGGUUACCAGACAUUACCUAGCAGAGGAGUGGCGGGUUCCUCGCUGAGGCUGAAUCAGUCCUCCAACAUCUCCUCAUAUGUGACCAUCCGAAGAUCCACCUCAGCUGCAGGGGUGACGGAGAGACCAAAAAGUGCCUUGGAGCGUCUGUACUCCGGGGAGCCGGCGCAGCAGCAGCAGCAGCAGCAGCAGCAGCAGCAGCAGCAGCAGCAGAGGGGGAAGAUGAGUGCUGAUGAGCAGCUGGAGAGGAUGAAGAGGCACCAGAAGGCCCUCGUCCGCCAGCGCAAACGCACCCUGAGCCACGGAGACCGCCACGCCUCUCCAUCCUCGCACACACCGCCUGCACCCUCGCGCCCACUUUCUGCAGACUUGGGAUCAUGGAAGAGAGAGCAGGACUUUGACCUGCAGCUGCUUGAGAGGGCUGUUCAGGGGGAGGAGGCGCAGGCAGUGAGGAGCGUUCAGGGGGAGGAGAGACCUCCCGAGCACAAGGAGAGACCCCGCUCGCACUCUGACGAAUGGCUGACCCUGUGCUCUACGGCCACGACUCCUCCUGCCCAUGAGGUCGACCUGGAACCACUAGACUAUGACCUGGACCUUAACAAAGAGCUUUCCAAGCCUCAGAAAGUGUUGAUCCCGGAGCGCUAUGUGGAUUCAGAGCCUGAGGAGCCUCUCAGUCCGCAGGAGGUGGAGGAUCGUUAUCGUAAGGUGGAGCGCAUCAAGAGCAUCUUGGCAAAAUCCAGUGUGCACAACCUGGCACCUGCAGUGACCGUGGACAAGCCAGGGGUUGGGCUGGUGGCUCUGGACUCAGCGCUGCAGGAGCAGGAGAGGAUCAUCACCAUGUCCUACGCUCUGGCAUCGGAGGCUUCGCUCAAGAGCAAACUAGUCACAGCUCAAGCCAUUUCUGGACACUGAGGUGCUAUUCCAAAAUGACAACAAACACCUAGGAUCUACAGGAAAAGAGGAUUUGGGGAAUUUUACACUUUUCCAUAGAGCAGUACAAGAACGUUACUAAACUUUUAUCCUGCUCUCUGAGGCUCACGAAGCAUUGACUCGUUAAAGAUUUUCUAAUUUCUGAAAACGAUGGAAAAUGGAAGACUUUGCAAUGGGCGCUGAUGUGCUUAUUAACUAUGGGAGAGUCUAACCAAUGUUAAUCUCACGAUAACAUUUUCUACAUUUUAUUGCACUUUGAAUUGUUCACUGUAUCAUGUUUUCAAGAUAUGACUGAAUCACUUUUGUCUGCAGUGUGAUCUCAACUGGGAACCUGUUUUUGUUUGUUUUUGUCAGGUACAGAAUGUUAAGAACAAAAGGUACUAAAUGCAUCAUGAUGGUAGUAUUUUUGUUAAAGCUCAGAUAAUAUUCUUACAACAAACCACUUGAAAUAUCAUAUGUAUGUACCUGUAGCACUGCCAGUCUCCUUUUAGCUUGCCAAAAUGAAUUUUAUUUUUGCUUACAUCAGAAGAAAAAUAACCUUUAACAUAUUUUCUGUGUGACUGGGAAAGGUUGCAAAUGGAAAUUUAUAAAAAUGUAAAUAUUAAAGAUAUUAACACAAUA